Molecule: messenger RNA, 402 nt
Organism: Ilex paraguariensis (yerba mate)
Lineage: Eukaryota; Viridiplantae; Streptophyta; Magnoliopsida; Aquifoliales; Aquifoliaceae
Source: the annotation of a GenBank genome assembly
AUGAUUAGUUGUUUUUGGGGGGAGCAAUGUUGCCGUUUCCGCGAUGGAAUUUAUAGUGACCUCUACAAACGGCCAUUAUAUGGUACGAGGCACAGUACUCGAAUAGGAGGGUAUACAAGUUUCAUUCAACCUGUCACCGCAUCCAAGCUAUACAAUGAUGUUAAGUCGCACAAAGAUCUUGUGCACUUCGAAACGGCUUACGUUGUCAAACUCCACCGUGUAGCAAGGCUUUCUCCCUCCCAACCCGUUUUUACAUUCACCCAUCCAAAUUACUCAACUAAGAAAAGCAAUCAUCGCUAUAAGAAGCUUCAAUUUGAGAUAUCCCGUGACACUGGAUCAGCUAUGGUUCAUGGUAUGUGGUUCCAAAGCUUUGGUAAUUUGACUUUUAUGCUCUACAUGUGA